AUGUCCCAAAUAUUGACCUCUCGGCAGGCCGAUGAGCUACACCGAGCCCUCAUCGCAUACCUAACUGCCGCCAACCUCCCCAACACCGCCGCCGCUCUCCGAGAAGAACUGAACCUAGGCGAAGAUGUCUUUGAUCCGGCUACGGCAAAGAAGUACGAGGGCCUACUAGAAAAGAAAUGGACCAGUGUAGUCCGACUUCAGAAAAAGUCGCUUACCCCCCUGGUCACGCAGAUUAUGGACCUCGAGUCGCGAAAUCAUAUCCUACAGUCAGAGCUCGACAAUGCGACGCCUACAUCGCGACAGAACAAAGACCCCGUCGCCUGGCUACCCCGAGCACCUCCCCGACACACGCUUCAAUCACACAGAGAUCCCAUAACCUGUGUAGCAUUCCACCCUGUUUUCUCGUCUCUAGCCUCCGGAUCAGAGGAUCAGACCAUCAAGAUCUGGGAUUGGGAACUGGGCGAGCUGGAAAGGACGAUCAAGGGCCACACAAAAGCCGUCCUCGACGUCGACUAUGGCGGCCCCCGCGGAAACACGUUGCUAGCUUCAUGCAGCUCAGAUCUAACCAUCAAGCUUUGGGACCCCCUAGAUUCGUAUAAAAACAUUCGAACUCUUCCUGGCCACGAUCACAGCGUUAGCGCCGUACGGUUCAUCCCUGGGUCUGGCAACCUCCUGGUUAGCGCCAGUCGCGACAAGACGCUAAGGAUAUGGGACGUUAGCACAGGAUACUGCGUCAAGACAUUGCGCGGCCACGCCGAAUGGGUGCGCGACGUGUGCCCAUCGUUCGACGGGAAAUAUAUACUCUCCACCAGCGACGAUUACACAAGCAGGCUGUGGGAUGUGACGGUAACAAACCCGGAGCCGAGGGUGACCCUGAUCGGCCACGAACAUGUCGUCCUAUGUUGCGCCAUUGCACCUCCAGCCGCAUACCAGAACCUUGCCGCCAUGGCCGGUAUCAAGAAACCGCCCGCGACGAGCUCUGCCGAGUUCAUGGCCACGGGCUCUCGAGACAAGUCGAUCCGGUUAUGGGAUGCGCGCGGGACAUGCAUCAAAACCUUGGCUGGUCACGACAACUGGGUGCGAGGGUUGGUGUUCCAUCCUGGAGGGAAAUACCUCUUGUCCGUAUCCGACGACAAGACGCUUCGGUGCUGGGAUCUUACACAAGAAGGCAAAUGCGUCAAGACGAUCGGGGAUGCGCAUGGCCACUUUGUCCAGUGCAUCAGAUGGGCCCCGUCGGUUAUCAAGGAUGUGUCAGUGAACGGAGACAAUGGGGAACCAAACGGCACGCCAAAGAAGGGAGCGGCUGUCACCCCAGAUUCCCAGAUCCGCUGCGUUAUUGCGACAGGAAGCGUCGACUUGAACGUCAGAAUCUUUGCCAACUGA
Sordaria macrospora k-hell is the source of this 1383-nucleotide messenger RNA. RefSeq lists its product as uncharacterized. Lineage: Eukaryota; Fungi; Ascomycota; Sordariomycetes; Sordariales; Sordariaceae. Gene Ontology annotation, molecular function: protein binding. The record is from RefSeq and is a predicted model, not a curated record.